AUGACCCUCUCAACUGGUAGAGUCCAAUUCCUUGUGCUCCUGAUAUUCCUGAGCAGGAGUUGCACCUCUUUCUCCAAUAACGCCACAGAGUCACUCAAUGCACACCCAACCAAUGUCCCUCAGGAGGAGCCAGCUAAUGAAGAUACAAACCAAGCAAGGAAUGGUGGGAGACGGCAGUCUGAACAAGUCAAUACUGAACCAGAUCAAAGCCAGGUGGGCUGCAGGGAGUUGAGAUCAACCAAGUACAUUUCAGAUGGCCAGUGCACCAGCAUCAACCCCAUUAAAGAGCUGGUCUGCGCUGGGGAGUGUCUGCCGGCUCACCUGCUCCCCAACUGGAUUGGCGGCAGUUACACCGGGAGGUACUGGAGCCGUAGAGAGACCCAGGAGUGGCGCUGCGUCAUCGACCGAACCCGGACCCAGCGAAUCUGGCUCCAGUGUGAGGACAGCAGCACCAGAACCUACAGAAUAACCGUGGUGACCUCCUGCAAGUGCAAACGCUACUCCAGACAGCAGAAUGACUCGGGACACAAGGACGCUGCAGUCCACAGUGGCCGUCAGAAGAGAAAACACAAGAGGGAUUAACUCCCGGAGGAGUAAACCACAAACACAAAAGAAAUCACCCAAAAGCCGCCCUUGUCUCCAUUCUUUCCAUGUACACGUAAUAAGAAAGUGGGACUAAGUGCUGCAGGUUUAGUCUUAAACACUCACUACUCUGCAUUUCCCUCAAAGUGUCAUAUGCAGCCAAUUACUGUUUUUAUAUUUAGAUUAUACAAUAUGUGCUAGAUUGGUUAAAAAAAAAAGGUCAUUUGCCUGAGAAAUGUAGUACUGUAAUGAUAUAGAAACAUAAUGUCAUCAAAUGGAACAUAGACCAAACAAAAAAAAUAAUUUAUGAACUGCUUAGCAACACAUAAUGUACCACAGUAGCAUUAGCCUUUUGCUAGUUAGAAGCCUUGUUACUCGUGGUUCAUGGAGGUUAAAGGAACAGCUGGGCAGUGCCGUAAUAAAUGUGGGCCGAAGACUGUUUCAAUUAUGCCAUAUGAACUUAUUCUGU
This is a messenger RNA of Syngnathoides biaculeatus (alligator pipefish), 1051 nucleotides long. RefSeq names its product sclerostin domain-containing protein 1-like. NCBI's taxonomy places the organism in Eukaryota, Metazoa, Chordata, Actinopteri, Syngnathiformes, Syngnathidae. The record is from RefSeq and is a predicted model, not a curated record. Bases 1 to 582 code for a protein of 193 amino acids. Gene Ontology annotation, molecular function: BMP binding. The transcript has 2 exons. Gene Ontology annotation, biological process: negative regulation of BMP signaling pathway; negative regulation of Wnt signaling pathway.